Naegleria lovaniensis is the source of this 852-nucleotide messenger RNA. RefSeq lists its product as uncharacterized. The coding region runs from base 1 to 852 and encodes 283 amino acids. The record is from RefSeq and is a predicted model, not a curated record. The transcript has a single exon. Lineage: Eukaryota; Heterolobosea; Eutetramitea; Acrasida; Naegleriidae.
AUGACCCAACCUUUCAUUAAAAUCAUCAAGACCAUUUUAGGACGUGAACAAUCGGAAGGACAAGGUGCUCGAGUCAUUCGAACCAUCGGAGGACAAGUUUCGUAUCAUGAUCCGUUUUUAUUACUUGAUGAAUUUAAGGUUUCAAAACCUGCGGGAUUUCCGAAUCAUCCUCAUCGAGGUUUUGAAACAGUGACAUACAUGCUUGACGGUUCUUUCAAACAUCGAGAUAAUCAGGGAAAUCAAGGAGUGAUUGGUCCAGGAGAUAUUCAAUGGAUGACAGCUGGCAGAGGUGUGGUGCAUUCUGAAAUGCCAGAAGGUUCCGGUGUGAAUACUGGAAUGCAGUUAUGGGUCAAUUUGAAAGCUAAAGAUAAGAUGGUAGAGCCACAAUAUCAAGAUUUAAGAGCUUGUGACAUUCCAAAAAAGAAUAUCGAUGAAUUUACAACCAUUUCCGUCAUUGGUGGAAAGAGUCAAUCGGUAGAAAUUGAAAGUCCCUUAAAACUUAGAACCAAAGUGUUGUAUUUUGAUGUCAAAAUGACAAAGAAUGGACACAUUUAUAGAGAAAUUAUUCCAAAAGGUUAUCAAGGAUUUGUGUAUGUUAUUAAGGGAUCUGGAAAAUUGCGUCAAGAUCAAAACAAGUUUGAACAAGCUCCAGAAAAAUCAGCUCUACUUUUUAAGGAGACGACACAGGAUCAGGCUUUUGAAUUUGAGACUACGUCAGAUGUCACACAAUUUGUAUUGAUUGCUGGUGAGCCAAUGAAUGAACCUAUGGCUCGAUAUGGACCAUUUGUCAUGAAUACGCAAGAAGAGAUUUCUCAAGCCUUUGAAGAUUAUCACUCUGGAAAGUUUAAAUAA